Babesia ovata is the source of this 3954-nucleotide messenger RNA. RefSeq names its product HECT-domain (ubiquitin-transferase) domain-containing protein. The coding region runs from base 1 to 3954 and encodes 1317 amino acids. Gene Ontology annotation, molecular function: ubiquitin protein ligase activity. NCBI's taxonomy places the organism in Eukaryota, Apicomplexa, Aconoidasida, Piroplasmida, Babesiidae. The transcript is spliced from 2 exons. The record is from RefSeq and is a predicted model, not a curated record. Gene Ontology annotation, biological process: protein polyubiquitination; ubiquitin-dependent protein catabolic process.
AUGUAUUUUGACGGGUCGAUCGCACCAAGGCGCGUGGUGAGCCUUUCGGGCGCCUCCGGGUUCGGACGGACUAACACACUAGGACGUGGCCAGCCGGGGUUGCUCAGGAUCCAGCAGGAGCAAGAUCGUGCUUGUCGGACUAUAGUCCCAUUCCUACGUCAUGUGGUUGAUUUCAAGCGCGCGAUACUGCGCUGGAGGGAGUGCUUGCCGCAACUGUUGGCUCGGUCUACGGAGUAUGUAGACAAGAUAUCAUUACCUUCUGCAGACCACUGGGUUAAUCGCCAAUCAAAAGUUCGCGACAAUGGUGAAUUUGUUUGGGGAGACAGGGCGAAUUUCGGUGGCGGCGCUGGAAUUUCUGUGGAAUCGCAUGGCACAUCCGGAACUGAACCGGAGUCCGGAUGUGCCUCCGCCGACGCGGUGACGUAUCAUCCGGUAUGUCAGUUGAUGCGCGUUGUGGAAGCAUUGGCUCGUGUUGACUGGAAGAACGACUAUUCACAUUAUGUGCGCCUAUGUCUGGUUCACUUUCGGCGCUGGUACUUCAGCGAUCGGCAUGACGCUGCAACACAUGCCAUCAUGUCCGACCGAGCACAGGUCACUCAACUUGUUAAGUUAUGCUUGAAGUUUUUCAGGAUUUUGUUUCACAGCAAAAGGCGGGAUCCAGAGAGCUCGUCCACUCAUACAAGCUCCUCUGCCUAUGGUACGGCAUACAAUUCAUUCAGUGCCGGGCAAGCUGCAGUUGCCACACCAAUUAGACCUCUGUAUCCGCAGGGAUUUAAUGCCGCUGGUAUAAGGCGUUCAGGUCCAAUGGUAUCCAUGUACGUAACGCCUGGCAAACCACCUGGAUUGUUUGGCCAUGGUUCUUUCCGUUCCGGUUUGGAUUCCCGCAGCUUGGUGUCCAAGGCUGCAGAAGCGGAGUCAGAUUCGAACUUGACGCUAAACACAUCGUUUAACGAUCUGGAAGUGGUGAGAGCUAGGCUUUCGUUCGACGAGGCUGAAAUUGCGCACUUCGUAUCGGCUUUGUUCAGGCUGGUUUCGCGCAGCCAGGCGCAGCAGCUCAAUGAUGAGUUCGGAAUAGCCACUGAUUGGUACCCUGCAAUGGUGGGUCGUGCGUUGGCGAACCUGGAGUAUGACUGUCACGCGUUGCUUGCACUGCUCGAGAUUGCUCAACCGUUGCGCGAGCUGUGUACCACAAAGGAGUCCGCAUUAAGGAUGUUCAUUAGUGUUUGGGUUGUACCCAACCUGGAAAAUGCGGAUCGUGAUAUAGACAUUUUGAGCUGUGCAUUCAAGGCUACCUGUGACCCAGCGUUUCUGCAUGGCCUUUGCCUGAUUGGAUGCCAGGCUAAGGAUGUUCAGCCCUACGGGGCCACUUCCGACACGCAUAACAGUGUAACCAUUGGGGCGUAUUCUCCUCACAAGGUUGCGACUAUCGUGAGAAAUUUGACGAAGAUGGCUGGAACCAAAACGCGCAAGGCGGUCUCCCUUCACCAUGAUACUGGCAAGACGUUUGAACAUCAUCUGCGGGUGCAAGUGGAGUCGUUCCUUGGCGCGCCUGAGCUGAUGAGGUUGAUUCAGAAUGUGAAAUUGAUGUCGUAUCCUCAUGAAAGCUCCCGAAUGGAGCGUAUUCAAAAAUCCAUGGAUAUGCACAACACCCAGGAUUCCGGUGUUCCGGAGGACGUGGAGCCGUUCCGUUAUGUUCGUUUGGGUGUAUCCGCCACAACUGGUUCUUCCACACGAGCGGAUACGGAUUCUUCUCAGAAGCCGACUGUAACAAAUGAUGUUGCUUAUAAAAGGGUGUUUUUCAAUAUGUGCAACCUGUUGAAGUUGCUGGGCGAUGGAAAGCAUCGGGACCAUGAUAAGGAUACUAUCGCAUCUAUUCUGUCUGUCAUGUUGUUUUGCGCUCAGUUGUUUUCCGUGCCUGAACUGGAAGAGGCUGGUCUGUGGAAGUUUGAUAGCAUGGCCGUGUUCUCCAAUAUACUGCACACUUAUCGCAAGGAUACUUACAUCGUCAUGGCGGUCGCCUUGUUGCUGAUGCCAGUUGUGAGGUGGGAUUAUCUGACUACCGAUCCUAACGCAGCUGCGAUUGCAAAUGCUGCGAGAGCAGCCGACAGCAUAGGCAACCCUGUGGCAGAGGAAGAGGUCAAUCAUGACUCAUAUCGCUCUGUGUGGGACCGGGCAACCAAAUUGCUGUUUUCGUGGGAGGUUAUGAAGACCAUGCUGACACAAUUCAAGCACCACCACGCUAACUGUUGUGGCAGCAGCUUCAACCAGUUCGCGAUGGCUGUCACCCCGGAAAUCUCAAAUGAUGGCGCUUUGUGUUGCUUGUGGCGUGCAUUCGCGACCGUGCUGGAACAUUGCAUGUUGGUGAUGAACGACGCUGAGUUAAUGGGUGACGACGAUGAACCCGGGUUGUUCGAUGCGGACGACGUAGCGUUCUUGGUCGGCGCCCUCAACCACACCUCCUGGUACCACACUUCAUACCGUCACAUCAAUGAAGAAAUGCGAAGUUAUGGCCCGUGUCUCAACUUUCCAGGCAAUGCAGUUUGUGGUUGCGGAAUAGAGGUUAAGGUCAAUGGCCUGUUCCAUCGUUCAAAAGGCAACGGCAACUUCACGGCCGAAUACUGGGGCAAAUUGGCGUACGAUUUCAGCCUGCGGUUCCUUCGCCAGACUGAGGGGUCGCACAACCCAUCGGUCAUUGUCGAGGUGGACCGCAUGGUGCUCAACAAGCUGCGUACCAAGCAGCUUGACGCUCCCAUUCUGAAGUUUUUGCACUGCAUUCCUCAGACUGUCACCUUCGAGACUCGGUUGCAGCUGUUCAUGGCAUAUGUGGCCCAUGACAAGUCCAUGAACCGCACCCACAUGGAUAUCAGCGACGCGGAUAUGUAUAUAAUCCGUCGUUCGCACAUCGUGGAGGACGGCUUGGUAACGCUGGGUGCAAUGGGAAGUGCACACUUGAAGCAGGUUUUUAGGGUCAUCUUCGUUGAUGAAACUGGUGUACGGGAGGAGGGUGUCGAUGGCGGUGGCCUGUUUAAGGAGUUCCUCACCUCGAUAUGUUCGGUAAUAUUUAAUCCGGCGUACGGUAUUUUCGAAGAGUCUCCGUACGACGGGUCACUGGCGCCGUCCCCGAACUCCGCCCUGUUCCACGAAGGACAUCUAUGCAUAUUCAAUUUCGUGGGUAAGGUCAUUGGCAAGGCGUUGUAUGAGCAGAUCCUGGUUGAACCGGUCCUCUCUCGCCUGUUGCUCAACUUCAUCCUCAAGAAGCGGAAUACGCUUAACGAUUUGAGGUUUGUUGACCCUGAGUUGUACAGGAACCUCGUGAGCAUGCGCAAGAUGACGGACAAAGAAAUCGAAAGCAUGGGACUGACGUUCACCACAACCAUGUCAUCCCUAGGAGACUCGGCCCCUGUGGAGAUCAUGAAGGGCGGCAGCGAUAUGCUGGUUACCAAGGAAAACCUUAACCUGUUCCUUUUUAUGUUCGCCGACUUCAAGUGCAACACCAUGAUAGAGAAGCAGUCUUCUGCGUUUUUGCAGGGCAUCAGUAGCGUCAUCCCGCUGGAUUGGCUGCGCAUGUUCUCGUACUCCGAACUCGUCUACCUCAUAUCGGGGUCAUCGGCGGCCAUCAAUAUCGAGGACAUGCGUGCGAACGCCACUUAUUCAGCCGGAUACACGGACACCUCAGAAGUUAUUGUGUGGUUCUGGGAAAUACUGAGCGAGUUCGACGAUGAGCAGCGGCGCAUGUUCUUGUGGUUCGUCACUUGUUGCAAGCGCGAGCCCCUGAUGGGUUUCCGACAGCUGCAACCUCCCUUCUGCAUAACGCGAGACACCAACGCGGACAACUUGCCCACCGCGGCCACGUGCAUAAACUUGCUUAAGCUGCCGGAAUAUGGCAGCAAAGCGGUGCUACGCUUGAAGUUGUUGGACGCCAUGACCAUGUCGAAGGGUUUCGGUUUCGCCUGA